CUAGUAUCCACUGCUGCGGCAAUCGCUUUAGAUGCAUUUAUUUAGCUUAUCUCUCAGAGGUACAUAAUUUUUUGUUGAUAUUUUUAAUAAUAUUUAAGAUAUAUAGAAGUUGAUAGAGCAUGCUUACAUGAUUCAUAAUAUAAGAAAAGAAACUGAUAAAAUUGAGAGAGAUUUUCCAGAUUUUCAGUUUAAAAUUUAAGCUAAUAGUGAUAAAUUACCGAUGUCGAUUUACGAUAUCGAAGUACAAAUUCAUAGUAAUACAACCAACGUCAUAGAAAAUAACAAAGAAGAGAAGACAUUUAAAAAUGCUUUGCCUCAAGUUUUGGCCACAUCAGCAAAAAACUUUUUACUUCUUACUUAUGGAAUGACAUUAGGACUACCUACCAUAGCGAUUCCCGCAUUGUAUUCCGACAAAGGAUUAAAUACCAUUAGUGAGAAAUUUAGUGAUACUCUACAGCUGUCUCGAGAGCAAAUAUCAUGGUUUAGCAGCAUAAAUCUAAUAUGUGUACCACUUGGUUGUUUGAUGUCAGGAACUUUAACGCAACCAUUUGGACGAAAACGAAGCAUGGUCAUGCUCAACUUACCAUUUAUUGUAGCGUGGCUAUUAUUUCAUAAUGCUUCCACUGUUUUGGAAUUGUACUUAGCUUUAGGUUUAUGUGGUCUGUGCGGUGGAUUAUUGGAAGCUCCAGUACUAACAUAUGUCGCUGAAAUAACUCAACCACAUCUUAGAGGAGUACUUUCAGCAUCAUCAUCCACAACAGUCAUACUUGGAAUUAUGUCUCAAUUCAUUUUGGGUAAUUUUUUCAAUUGGAGAGAAGUAGCUUUAAUUGACACUUUUGUACCUAUAGGAGCUUUAAUAUCACUGUUAUUCAUACCAGAAAGUCCACAUUGGCUCAUAAGUAGAGGUAGAAUUGCAGAUGCUGAAAAAUCAUUGUGUUGGCUUCGUGGUUGGGUAAAACCAGAUAAAGUGCAAUUAGAGUUAUCUGCUAUAAAAAAAUCUAUAGCAUCCAAUUUAGAACAAAUCAAAAUGAAAAAAAACAAAACUUUUUAUUCAUUUUAUGUAAAAAGGACAUUUUUACUACCGUACUUUAUAAUCACAGCAGCAUUCUUUUUUGGACACUUCGGAGGAAUGACUACUUUGCAGACUAAUGCUGUUAAUAUUUUUGAAUCAUUAGGUUCUCCAAUAAGUGGAUAUGCUUCAACAUUAAUUCUUGGAAUGGCACAACUUAUGGGGGCACUUUUAUGUGUUACAUUAAUACACUGGACAGGUAAACGUCCAUUAGCAAUGGUUUCCACACUUGGGACGUCUUUUUGUUUUUUUAUUGUAUCAGGCUAUGCGUAUACUAGACAGUACAAUAUUGAAGCUACUAACAAUACAACUUGGAUACCAAUCGUAUUUUUAAAUAUGGCAUCAUUUUUUUCUCAUAUUUCGAUCAGGUUACUUCCAUGGAUGCUCAUUGGAGAAGUUUAUCCACCGAAUAUUCGUGGACAAGCUAGUGGUGCAAGUGGUUCAAGUUCCUAUAUAUUUGCAUUUAUUGCAAACAAAUCUUUUUUUGUCGUUUUAGACCACAUUCAAUUGUUUGGAACGUUUCUAAUGUAUGCUAUAGUCAGUAUAAUAGGAUGCAUAGUGUUGUACAAAUUGAUGCCUGAAACUGAAGGAAUAUCAUUAGAAGAUAUACAAAACCAUUUCGCUAAUAAAUCAAAGACAUUUGUUACAAAAAUUUCAAGAAAUGAAAAAAAAGAAAUGAUUGAGAAAUGGGCAGCUGAUAAUCCUGUCUAUAAAAUUGAUCAAACUGAAUCUCAUUUUUAAUAAAAAAUAAUAAUCAACCUACUUGACAAUGAAAAUAAAGAUUUUUCUUUUAACUUUUUAAAAAUAGUCAAUAUAUUUUAAUAAAUUAAAAACAAAAAGUAGUUUUUUUUUUGUAUAGCUUAGUGGCUUAGAUAGGGGACUUUUUAAAAAUAUACUUGGACUUUGAAUUCUACUUUCAUUAGCUCGAGCUAUUGAUGUGCGCUGGUCAUGUUUAGAGGGAUCAGUGAUCACAAAACAUGACUUGUGCACUUUAGUUCAAUUUUUUUAAAAUCAUUUUCAACAUAAAAUUUUGUUUCAAUACAUAAGUAUAAAAAAUUACUCAAAAAAACUAUUAUUUAAAUGAAAUUAUAAGUUAAUAAGAGUUCAAAAUAAUUCAAUGCAUGUUAUAGCUUUA
Messenger RNA from Daktulosphaira vitifoliae (grape phylloxera), 2204 nucleotides. RefSeq names its product facilitated trehalose transporter Tret1-like. Gene Ontology annotation, biological process: transmembrane transport. Lineage: Eukaryota; Metazoa; Arthropoda; Insecta; Hemiptera; Phylloxeridae. The transcript is spliced from 8 exons. The coding region runs from base 221 to 1810 and encodes 529 amino acids. Gene Ontology annotation, molecular function: transmembrane transporter activity. The record is from RefSeq and is a predicted model, not a curated record. Gene Ontology annotation, cellular component: membrane.